CUCACUUCUCCACCAGCACUGUUAUUGUGAUGAGCUCUAUUUAAAUGAGCUGCCGGAUCGGGGCAGGUUCCAGCCACACAUGAGCACUGUCAUUUUGGGGAACAUGGAGGGCUGAAGGAUUUCUGUGGAUCAAGUCUUAAAAGCCUGAGAGUGAUGGCCUCCCGAGCUGUGAGCUGUGCAGAGGGCGACAGAGCUAGUUCCUGAAAGUUGAAAAUCUCGUUUUCUUCCUUCUGAGCUUCUAUUCAGAGGCACCCAGAGGAUUAGGAAGGAGAUGCAGCUAGGAAGAGAGUCGCCUCUUUGAGGUCUCCCUCUUGCUGUUCAGUUUGGGAAAAUUGCUGCAGAGACUUGGAGAUAAACAGGAACAGGAGGAGUCAACCUUGCUCUUUCUUGCAGGAGCAUCUCAGAGCUCAUCUCCUGUCCUGGAUGUCAACGAGUGUAUCUUACCAGAGAUGUAACUGAACAUAUUUUCCUUCAGUACUUUCCUCCUGGGCAACCCACAAUGGCCAGGAACUGCUCUGAAUGCAAGGAGAAGAGGGCAGCGCAUAUCCUCUGCACCUACUGCAACCGCUGGCUGUGCAGCUCCUGCACAGAGGAACACCGGCAUGUCCCAGCCCCAGGGGGCCCACUCUUUGCACGGGCACAGAAAGGAUCCUCAGGGGUGAAUGGUGGCUCUGGGGACUUCGCCUUGUACUGCCCUCUGCACACACAGGAAGUGCUGAAGCUCUUCUGUGAGACAUGUGAUGUGCUUACAUGCCACAGCUGCCUGAUGGUGGAGCACAAAGAGCACAGGUGCAGACAUGUUGAAGAAGUUCUACAAAACCAGAGGAUGCUUCUGGAAAGCGUGACCACGCAGGUGGCACAUAAGAAAUCCAGCCUGCAGACAUCUGCGAAGCAAAUUGAGGACAGGAUUUUUGAAGUGAAACAUCAGCAUAGGAAGGUGGAAAACCAGAUCAAAAUGGCCAAGAUGGUCCUGAUAAAUGAGCUGAACAAACAGGCCAACGGGCUCAUAGAGGAACUUGAGGGCAUCACUAACGAGAGAAAACGGAAGCUGGAGCAGCAGCUACAGAGCAUCAUGGUCCUCAACCGGCAGUUUGAGCAUGUGCAGAAUUUCAUCAACUGGGCUGUCUGCAGCAAGACCAGUGUCCCUUUCCUUUUCAGCAAAGAGCUGAUUGUGUUCCAGAUGCAGCGGCUGCUGGAGACGAGCUGUAACACAGAUCCCGGCUCUCCCUGGAGUAUCAGAUUCACCUGGGAGCCCAACUUCUGGACCAAGCAGCUGGCUUCCCUUGGCUGCAUAACCACUGAGGGCGGGCAGCUGUCCCGGGCAGAUGCUGUAGCCACUUAUGGGAGCUUACAGGGGUCAUCCUCCUUGUAUCAGGGCCACCAGGCCCCCAUGGCUCAGCAGGAGUCUCUCAGCCACCCUGCACACAAGUUCCAGCCUCCAGCACUGUGCUCCUCGUCUGUCUGCUGCUCCCACUGCUCCCCAGUCUCACCUUCCCUCAAAGGCCAGGUCGCCCCACCCAGUAUCCACCCAGCUCACAGUUUCCGGCAGCCCUCUGAAAUGGUGCCCCACCAGCUGGGGGCGCUGCAGUGUUCCACCCUGCUGCCCAGGGAGAAAGAGCUGGCCUGCAGUCCCCAUCCACCAAAGCUGCUGCAGCCCUGGUUAGAACCACCGCCUCCCGCAGACCAGGAGAGUACAUCCCAGCGGCCAGGACAGCAGCUGAUUUCCCAGCCUGUGUGCAUCGUCCCUCCGCAAGACGUUCAGUCGGGAGCUCACGCCCAGCCCGCCAUACAGACACCCUCCAUCCAAGUUCAGCUGGGCCACCACCAGAAGCUGAAGCUCGGCCACUUUCAGCAGCAGCCACAGCAGCAGCCACCGCCCCCACCUCCACCUCCUCCACCCACCCAGCAUGCACCGCCACCCUUGCCUCCAUCCCAGCACCUGGCUUCCAGUCAACACGAGAGCCCUCCUGGGCCUGCCUGUUCUCAGAAUGUGGACAUCAUGCAUCACAAGUUUGAGCUGGAGGAGAUGCAGAAGGACUUGGAACUCCUCCUGCAGGCUCAACAGCCCAGCCUGCAGCUGAGUCAGACCAAGUCUCCUCAGCAUCUACAGCAAACCAUCGUGGGGCAGAUCAACUACAUUGUCAGGCAGCCAGCACCUGUCCAGUCCCAGAGCCAAGAGGACUCCCUGCAGGUUACAGAGGAGCCACCAGCACCUGAAGGCCCAAAGCCAGCUCUACCCCUCGACAAGAACACUGCUGCGGCCUUGCCUCAGACAUCCGGGGAAGAAACUCCUCACAGUGUCCCCCCAGUGGACAGCACCUCCCAGCACUCCUCUCCAAAUGUGGUGAGAAAGCACUCCUCCUCGGUGAGCAUCAUGGGCUUUUCCAACACUUUGGAGAUGGAGUUGUCAUCUACCAGGCUGGCGAGGACCAUAGAGCCACAGAUCCAUAGGGUGAGCAGCCUGACAGCCGGCCCCACCCACACAAUUCCGAACCUGCUGAGUGGCCCACCACAAACCGUGUCCAGUCUGAUGAGCGUCUCAAACCACGCCGCGCCGAGCCCAGCCAGUCACCUGCAACCCGUGCCAAACCUUGUGCGAGGCUCAUUCCAGUCCUUGCCCAACCUGAGGGGCGAUUGUUCUCAGGCCAUUACAAGCCUGGCAAGCAACCACUCACAGGCUGGGCCCAGCCUAAUGUCCGGACACACCCAGGCUGCACCGAGUCUGGCCACUUGUCCUCUGCAGGGCAUGCCUCCGGUUUCUGACACACAUCUGGAGACUAGAUCAGCUUCCAGUUCUGGCUCUGGCCAAACUGCAGAGAGCCUGGGCCCCAAGGAUGGGGCUGAGUCCUUCAUGGGGAAUGCCCAGUGUAAGGUGGAAAGUGAGGACAGCUCUCGCUUCACAGACUCAGUAGGAAAAGGCCCUGCAGCCUCCAGUCUGGAUGUUCCCAAGGAUUUGGCUAUUCCCUCAGAACUGGAGGAACCAAUUAACCUUUCUGUGAAAAAACCUUUCCUGGCACCAGUGACCAACACAUCUACUGCUCUUCAACAGUACCAGCGGCCAAAAGAAUAUGAGAAUUUUGAACAAGGAGCCCUAGAGCCGGAUACAAAAGAGAAUCCAAGCAUCAGAGCCAUCAGUAGUGAGCCCAAGAUCCCUUAUGUGCGACUGGAGCGGCUCAAGAUCUGUGCGGCCUCAUCAGGAGAGAUGCCUGUGUUUAAGCUCAAGCCGCAGAACAGGCAGGACGGGAGCUUCCUGCUGGUGAUUGAGUGUGGCGCUGAGUCCUCCAGCAUGUCCAUUAAGGUCAGCCAGAACAGCCUGCCUGAUGCCACCCAAGGCCCAGGGCUGGGGGGAAGAAAGGUCACUGUCACAUCUCUGGCUGGGCAGCGGCCACUGGAGGUGGACAGUGCAUCUUCUGAAGAACAGAGACUCGUUCCCCGAACUCUUGGAUCCAAGAAGUGCACCCCAGCCCCCAUCGAGAAUGAGGACUUCUGUGCUGUGUGCCUCAAUGGCGGGGAGCUGCUGUGCUGUGACCGCUGCCCCAAAGUAUAUCACCUUUCCUGCCAUGUGCCAGCCUUGCUUAGCUUCCCGGGGGGAGAGUGGGUGUGCACCCUGUGCCGCAGCCUGGUGCAGCCCGAGAUGGAGUACGAUUGUGAGAACGCCCGCUACAGUCAGCCUGGAGUGCGGCCACCUCCCGGCCUGAGCGUGCAUGACCAGAAGAAGUGUGAGAAGCUGGUCCUGUCUCUGUGCUGCAACAGCCUCAGCCUGCCCUUCCACGAACCAGUCAGCCCUCUGGCCAGGCAUUAUUACCAGAUUAUCAAGAGGCCCAUGGACCUAUCGAUUAUCCGGAGGAGGCUGCAAAAGAAGGACCCAGCUCACUAUACCACUCCAGAGGAAGUAGUAUCCGACGUGCGCCUCAUGUUCUGGAAUUGUGCUAAGUUCAAUUAUCCCGACUCGGAGGUUGCGGAGGCUGGUCGCUGUCUGGAAGUAUUCUUUGAGGGCUGGCUAAAGGAGAUCUACCCAGACAAAUGCUUUGCCCAGUCCCAGCAAGAGGACUCAGACUCUGAGGAUGUAUCUGGCGAGAGUGGCUGUUCCACCCCGCAGGGCUUCCCGUGGCCUCCCUACAUGCAGGAAGGCAUCCAGCCCAAGAGGCGGCGGCGGCACAUGGAGAAUGAAAAGACAAAGAAAAUGCCGUUUCGUCUGGCCAACAGCAUCUCGCAGGUGUGAGAGCCGGAAGGAGGCGGGCAUGCAGGUGGCCGACGUCCCACCUUCUCGCCCAUCCCUCCCCACCCUUCAGCUUUUCCUCUCCAGGGUGUGGCUGUGAGAUGAGCCUUGUUGAAUGGGUCACGCUCCCUUCACCAUUUGCAUCUCUAGCAUUUAUCCGGGAGCCAUAGUGUAUCCCCCAUAAAGAAAUUUCAGGAGAACAGGGAAGAGGGAGGCCUUCCUCAUUCCAUGCCUCUUGCGGCUCAGGAGGACCUGGCCGACUCCGCUUACCUCUCAGCAGCCAGGGUGCGGGAGCACCGCACUGUGUGUGUCUGAACUCCUGGUUUAGAAGCGGGUACACGAAACGAGGCGAGGUUUGGAUGUAUGGCAGGUGUGUGACCCCUGUCCCAGCACAGCCAAAGACUGUCACUGUUUGCCUUUGUGUCCUGUUGGGACAGAGGCAUCUGCCACCGGCAGAACAGUGGAGGCUUCUCGAGGCCUCAAUUGGUGCCUAUUUGGGUUCUAACGGUUUUCAGGGUAUUUGCUUCCCAUGCCCCCUUUCCCGAGUAGGAGUUAGGUGGUCACUGUGAAGUGCUAUGUGUGGCUGGCACUCUCGCCUGAGUUAGGUGGCUGUGCAGAGACCAGAUUUCACUCACACUCAGACGGUGCCAGCUUCAGAGUCUGUCCCUCUGUGUCCUGACUCUGGGCUCGUAGCACCUGAGAAGCUACCUUCUCAGAAGUGGCCACUGUGUAUGUCACGGUUCUUCCUCAAUCGCCUCUGUCCUACAUCUGCAUCUUGGGUUUUACCUGGGAGAAGUGAGGUGGCGUCGGCUGCUGGUACAGGUUCCCUAGCCAGAACAGACCACAGCCGGUGUGCUGUGCGGGGCCUCUUCUCCUGCCCAAGUUCUACUUCUCUGCUUUCUCGCACAACCAAAGAUCAGAACUGUUUCCUCGCUGCUCACAGCCCAGAAGCAGCCAACACACGGUCACCCUUUCUUGUCGGAGCCUGGAGAAGACCGUGGUGACGGAUGGGACUCAUUCCUGGGCUAAGGGCAGAGAAGGAGGAUAUUGAGAGGUGACCCUAGGUAACUCUAGAGUCGCAGUUUUCACAGAAUGCAGGAAGGCGUUCUGGAAGCCCUGGGAAUAGAGCUGUGUACUGUAGAUCCUCUGUAGAUGGAUCUCCACGGUGUAGGCAGAGUGUCUGAGAAGAAUCUACAGGGCCAGGCUUCUGCCUAGACAAGGCCUUGGUUGAGUAAGGACCUGUUGAUUAUAUUGCUGGUGGAGAUGGCAUCUUAGUAGCCUGGUCCUGAGGCACAGCAUGGUUGAUUUCAGGGGACUUUUAGGCUGUGACUUUGGUUUUGUGAAAGUUUAAGGAAGUGAUUAUUCAUAAGGCUUUUUUAUUUUUAUUUUCAUUUAUUUAUUUAUUUAUUUAUUUAUUUAUUUAUUUAUUUAUUUAUUUAUUUAUUUAUUUAUUUAUUUAUUUUUGCUGGGAAGCAAGGUUCUUUUCACCAGAAAGCUUUUCUUCUCUCCCUGUCAGUCAACAAAAGCACUCAGUCCCUCUGCACUUGACUGAGGGAAAGCUUCACUUCGAAGCCCCGCCCACUGCCUUGUCUUUCAGCAGCAUGGCAAGCUCUCUUCAGUAAAUGGGCUUCCAUUCCUGCUGUCUGGCUCCAGGCAGCUGAAUCUUCUUCAGUUCGUUUCCAGUCAGGUAACCUUUGAACACAGGCUUUGCUCCUUAUGUUCACAAGAUCUUUGUUGGGCUCUUCUAUUUCUCUUUGGAUUUUGCAUCUUUUUCUCUGAUUGGCCUGGUGAGCUUCCUUCUUUUCAUACGUCUCUAAUUUCUGCUUUGGGGAUCUUUCCUUUUGUGGCCCGUAUUCCAUACUUCACAGUGUUCGGCCCUGGAAAACCACUGAACACUGUGAUAGCCUGAAACCUAAUGGCCUUGACUGGAUCAGCUGUAGACUGUGCCCGUGACAUGGAAAUGCGUGGUUCAAAGCCUUGCUUUCCCUCUCCUGGUGCAGCUUGUCGCUUGUGUCCUGUCAGAACAAGGAUCAGCUUCUGGGCCCAGAGAUCUUGCAAAUGUGGUUGGCAGGCCUCUGUUCUCUUUCCACUACAGAGCCCCUCUGUGCUGAGAGGCUCCCUCUGAGCCUGUGAACAGGGCAGACAGGAAAAAGGGAUGACUUUUCCUUCAAGGAGGUGAGUCCCUGGCCCACCGUUCCUUCCCUACACUGACUAGCCCAUGGAAUUUCCCCUGGAACCAAGUUUUUAAAGUUAUCUUAAAUUUUUUUUUGCAUGCAAAAAAAAAAAA
This is a messenger RNA of Microtus ochrogaster (prairie vole), 6506 nucleotides long. RefSeq names its product tripartite motif containing 66 (gene Trim66). Lineage: Eukaryota; Metazoa; Chordata; Mammalia; Rodentia; Cricetidae. Gene Ontology annotation, molecular function: protein binding; zinc ion binding. Gene Ontology annotation, cellular component: chromatin. The record is from RefSeq and is a predicted model, not a curated record.